CAUCAUCAUCAUCAUCGCCAUGUCUUCUGUUGUGUCAUCGUUUCGUGAGGGGGCAGUCCAGUCCCCCUCCUCCCACAGAGACUUUCCUGAGGAGGCCUGGGUGAACUAUGAAUCUUUUCUGACUCGCGAUCCCUCGCCCGUGAGCCAGCAGACAGCCUGGGACUCUCCUGGUCAAGCAGCCUACGACUUCCGCUCCGACUACGUGACAUCUCCAAAUGUAGCCAUGCUGGCCUCGAUCAUCAAUACCAGCCUGCUAGACGACGUCAUGAAGGAAGACCCCACCACCAACUCCUUCCAGGAGCUUAUUGCCCGCUUGACCGGCCACGAAGACUCGCUGUUGGUCAUGUCGGGAACAAUGGGCAACCAAGUGGCGUUGCGCACAGCCCUGCUAGCCCCUCCCUACAGCAUUCUCGCCGACAGCCGCAGUCACAUCAUCGGCAUGGAAGCCGGCGGACCGGCAACACUGUGCGGGGCCUUGUUGCAAGGCGUCACUCCGUCUAAUGGCCAUCACCUCACCCUCGCGGACGUGAAGAAGCAUGUCACGCUUCGCGAGGACGUGUAUGACUGCCCCACACGCAUCAUCAGUCUUGAGAACACUCUGUCCGGCACGAUUAUGCCGCUGGAGGAUGUACGCGCCAUCUGCACCUGGGCCCGAAGCCAAAAUCCGCCCAUCCACAUGCACCUCGACGGUGCGCGACUGUGGGAGGCUGUGGCAGCCGGAGCUGGCUCUCUCAAGGACUACGCCACCUGUUUCGACAGUGCGCAGUUGUGCUUCACCAAGGGUCUUGGCGCCCCGAUUGGAUCCAUCGUUAUUGGCAACAAGGCCUUUAUGAAGCGCGCUCGCUGGAUGCGCAAGCUCCUGGGCGGCGGCAUCCGCGCGGCCGGCAUCGUGUGCGCCCCAGCUCGCGUGGCGGUCGAGCAGAUCUUCCUUGGUGGACGUCUGUGUGCUAAUCAAGAGACAGCGAAGCGGCUCUCCAAGCUGUGGGUAAGUCUGGGUGGAAAGCUCCAACAUCCCACCGAAACGAAUAUGAUAUGGUUGGAUCUGGAGGCUGCCGAGAUUGACAAGGAGCACUUCGCGGAUCUGGCGGAGAGGGCAGGUAUCAAGACCAUGCGUGGUCGCUUGCAGGGCCGAAUCAUCAUUCACUACCAGAUCUGCGAUCGUGCCUUGGAGGCCUUGGCGAAUCUUUUCGCAGACGUUCUCAAGGGGAAGCGGGAGUAUCGGCUGGAGUGA
Aspergillus homomorphus CBS 101889 is the source of this 1231-nucleotide messenger RNA. RefSeq names its product threonine aldolase family protein. Bases 20 to 1231 code for a protein of 403 amino acids. Gene Ontology annotation, cellular component: cytosol. Gene Ontology annotation, biological process: L-threonine catabolic process; glycine biosynthetic process. Gene Ontology annotation, molecular function: L-allo-threonine aldolase activity. The transcript has a single exon. The record is from RefSeq and is a predicted model, not a curated record. NCBI's taxonomy places the organism in Eukaryota, Fungi, Ascomycota, Eurotiomycetes, Eurotiales, Aspergillaceae.